UGGCGCAAAGGCGAUCUAAUUGGAGCGGGUGCUAACGGCCGGGUAUACCUGGGUCUUGAAGAAGACACAGGGGCAAUAAUAGCUGUCAAAGAGAUUCUUUUCACUAAAAAUGAGCAAGAUCUGGAGGAGCUUGUUCAGAUGCAAGAAGAGAUUGAGCUGCUGCGUUCCUUACAUCAUCCCAACAUUGUAACCUACCUCGGGACAGAUGUGUGCGAUGAUGAUCAAACUCUCUACAUAUUCACGGAAUGGGUCCCAGGUGGUUCCAUACAAGCGCUCGUCACCAAGUUUGGACGUCUUUCGGAGGCAAUUGUGCGCAAGUAUGUGGCGCAGCUGCUUGUUGGUCUUGACUACCUGCACGAGCAACAAGUCAUUCAUCGUGACAUCAAAGCAGCAAACAUACUAGUCGACGAUCGCGGUACAAUUAAGUUGGCAGAUUUUGGUAGUUCAAAGCGGAUGGAUUCAAUGGGCACGAUUGGUAAUGAUAACCACUCUCUCCGCGGUACACCCUACUUCAUGGCACCAGAAGUCAUCAUGCAAACUGGUCACGGGAGAAAAGCGGACAUCUGGAGUGUUGGAUGCACCAUUCUCCAGAUGGUCACUGGGCAGCCUCCUUGGAAGAGCCUCCAACUUGGAACGCCUGCAGCACUUAUGUUUCAUAUAGUAAAUUCGCAGGCACCACCUCCAAUGCCGUUUUGCCCCGAG
Messenger RNA from Aureococcus anophagefferens, 702 nucleotides. RefSeq lists its product as hypothetical. The annotation marks the transcript as partial. Gene Ontology annotation, molecular function: ATP binding; protein kinase activity. The transcript is spliced from 3 exons. Gene Ontology annotation, biological process: protein phosphorylation. The record is from RefSeq and is a predicted model, not a curated record. Lineage: Eukaryota; Pelagophyceae; Pelagomonadales; Pelagomonadaceae.